AUGGCUCGCCAGGGGCCCCGACCCUAUGGGCCAACGCUGAAUGAGCGACUGAGUGCCGCACAUGCAAGGCUCAUGGAGGUGGCCCAGGGGGGCGAUUCAUCGCCCGAGUUGAAGGAGACAUCCGCAUCUCCAAGUUCAUCCAAGGAGGAAACGGUCACAUUUGGUAGAAAGAGUGUGCGAUUGUACAUCGCAUGGGGCAAGGUUCAAGCUGUUGAGGAGGAGGCUGAUAGCAACAUGAGAUUCUGGCUGGGUCUCUCAGGGCCAGUGGUGCAGCGAGGCUUCGAGGUUCCCGUGGAUGAAGAGGAGUUGCUGCAGGAGAAGGUGGGGCAGAUCGUGGUGGUCGUGCAUGGAAUCGGCGAGAAGUUCGCUCAAAGGCGCUGGGGUGGCCUGGUGCACGACGUUGGGGUGCUGCGGCGUACGCUGCUCCACGCCCAGCUUAAGCUGUGUGGCUUUGUCCAGAAGGAUGGCCGAUGGCAAGAAGGUGAGGAUCCUGUGGCUUCGGGCCCGAAGAUUGAGGUCUUGGUGUCCGAGUGGUGGCAGAGUGUGCAUUCUGAGGAGAUGGAUCAGCAGUUGAGCAGCAUCACCCUGCCAUCCCUUUCCGCGGUGAGAGACUUUGCCAACCUCUCCCUUGUGGACGGUUUGGCUUUCAUGCAGGAGCGCUCCAAGGUCAUAGCCGCCACCAGCGCCAGCAUUGAGAGAACCGUGGCAAGGUUCAAGGAAUGCCAUCCACAGUUCAAGGGCCAGAUCUUCCUACUGGGCCAUUCGCUGGGAGGUGUGAUUUCCUGGGACAUCAUCAAGGAAAAGCGACUGUCCUUCACCCCGAGCGCUCUCUUUACGCUGGGCUCCCCACUGGGCGUGUUCCUGCACACGGCGUCGGGCGUGCAAGGGAAGCCCUCCAUGGACGAGCUGGGGAAGGUGAGGUUUUUCAACAUCUUCCACCCUUUGGAUCCAGUGGCCUACCGCAUGGAGCCGCUCCUCUGGCCCCAUGGGCCGUGCCCUCCCGCGCCGGCCCAGCUGAACGACCGCGACGCGUGUCACGCGCAGCGAGUGGACUGGGCGCUGCCGCUGGCGGCGCUGAGCAGCGCCUCGGAGCUGCUGCAGGCAGUGCCAAGCCACAUCAGCUACUACAAGAAUCCUGACCUUGGCACCUUCAUCCUCCGGCAGUGCAUUCGAUCUCCAGCCUCCACAGCACAGGUGGCGACCGCGGCGCGGAGGCUCACAGCCAGUCUCACUACGUCCGCGCUUCAAGCCCUGGUGGGUUUCUCGAGGAUAGCUCGAAUCCAGCUUGAUGCUAGGUUCUAUCGCUUGGCCGUGAAGCAGGCAGAGUCGCUCUAUGACAUUAUGGAGGCAGCUUACCAACUUGCAUCAGCAUCACCCCAUGCAUCACGGGGUGAAGAAGCAUGGGCAAUGGAUAGCAUCUUACCAACUUCCCAGAUGCGCUCAGCCUCCCUCCGGCUGGCCAUGCCGCGUGCCUCGGCCAUCUUUGUGCCAGCAUCGGCCCAGGCUUCCGGCCACAGCAGUGCGCCACUGGCCAGCCGGGGCCCUUGGGCCGCCACAGCAGGUGUAGCGGGCGCACUGGGUGUAGCGGGCGUGGCCGGCCGAUCCACAAGCUCCAAGGCUGAGGUGGCAGGACAUGUGUCCUCCGGGGCUGGUGAGCUGGCCGGGCUGCCUUUCCUCUAUGGCACAGCGUGGAAAGAAGGUCAAACUGCCGAGCUGGUCGUGAAGGCGGUGAGGGCGGGCUUCCGCGGUAUCGACACUGCAUGCCAGCCGAAGCACUACCAAGAAGACUUGGUGGGCGAAGCCUUAGCACGUUUGGCGAGCGAAGACCACUUGCCCAGGGAGCAACUCUGGCUCCAGACCAAGUUCACGCCCAUCCGUGGACAAGAUCCGCGAAGGGUGCCCUAUGACACGCAGGCCCCCUUGAAGAAGCAAGUGGAGCAGUCCAUCCAAAAGUCGCUGGAGAACUUGCGGACGUCGUAUAUCGAUUCCUUGAUGAUGCAUUCACCCAUGCCCACCCUAGAGGAGAAUUUGGAGGUGUGGGGCGUUUUCGAGCAAGCUGUUGAGGCUGGACAUGUGCGGCAACUGGGGAUCAGCAACUGCUAUGACCCCCGAGUCUUCCAGAUGAUCUACGAUGCCGUGAGGAUCAAGCCCAAAGUGCUGCAGAAUCGCUUCUACGCAGAUUCGGGCUAUGAUCGGGAGCUCAGGGCCUUUUGCCUGGAGAAUGGUGUCAAAUAUCAGACCUUUUGGACCCUCACGGCUAACCCACACCUGCUGGAGAUGCCACCCAUUCGCGCAGCCGCACGGCGCUUAAGCGCCACCCCAGCGCAAGUGCUUUUCGCUUGGCUGAUCCGCUCUGGGCAUCAGCCGUUGACGGGUACCAAGAGCCUGCAGCACAUGAAGCAAGACCUCCAAGCGGCCAACAUGGCACUGACAGAAGCUGAAAUGCGAGACAUUGGUGGCCUGUUUACUGGACGCUUCUCGAGCUAUUAGCCGUUUUUCAGCAGAUGGCUUGGACUCCUUCGACGCUGGAUUCGGAGGUCGCCCGGGUGAGCCUCAGCCGGCCAUGAAUGGCCCCAAACAGUGGACCCACAGCGAGAAAAGAAACGGAGCCUUCAGUGCCCCAUCCAUGCCCAUCCAAGCGCAUCCGUUGAUUCACACAUCCUGAGGCCGCAUCCCA
Molecule: messenger RNA, 2677 nt
Organism: Durusdinium trenchii
Lineage: Eukaryota; Dinophyceae; Suessiales; Symbiodiniaceae
Source: the annotation of a GenBank genome assembly